Haplochromis burtoni (Burton's mouthbrooder) is the source of this 1065-nucleotide messenger RNA. Its product is annotated as replication factor C subunit 1-like. Gene Ontology annotation, molecular function: DNA clamp unloader activity; DNA binding. The transcript is spliced from 6 exons. Lineage: Eukaryota; Metazoa; Chordata; Actinopteri; Cichliformes; Cichlidae. The record is from RefSeq and is a predicted model, not a curated record. Gene Ontology annotation, cellular component: nucleus. The coding region runs from base 81 to 746 and encodes 221 amino acids.
CCUGCGUGGUUUGUGUUUUCCAGGGAGCAGAAAACUGUUUGGAGGGCUGCGUGUUUGUCCUGACCGGCGUCCUCGAGUCCAUGGAGAGAGAAGACGCCAAAUCUCUCAUCGAGCGCUACGGAGGCAAGGUGACGGGCAACGUCAGCAAGAAGACCACCUACCUGAUUCAGGGCCGAGACAGCGGUGCAUCGAAGCUGGAGAAGGCGGAGAGCUUCGGCACCCAGAUCCUCGACGAAGACGGUCUGUUGGAGCUGAUCGGAACCAAACCAGGAAAGAAGUCCAAGUAUGAGAUCGCUGCGGAAGCUGAGAGCAAAACCACAAAGACCAAGACGCCUCCAAGCCAGGCUUCAAAGAGCACCCCGAAGGCCCAGAAGAUCUCUCCCUCUAAGGGUAAUUCCAGAUCACCUCACACCCCGAGCCCUUCAAAGACGGGACAGGCACAAGGCCGCGGUACCAAGACCAGAGACGGAGGGACUCCACCCGGGAGAGGCUCGGGUCAAACUGCGCGAAGGGAGCUGGGCCUUUCCUCUGCUACCUCUUCUUCUUCUGUCCCAGAACAAUCAUCUCCAUCACCCACAGAAGAGGGUGGCAGCCUGCUGUGGGUGGACAAGUACCGUCCACGCUCUCUGAAGGCUGUGAUUGGCCAGCAGGGGGACCAGAGCUGUGCAAACAAGCUGCUGCGCUGGCUGCAAGAACUGGUACAAAAACCACGGCAGCGGCAAACCAGCAGCGGCUCGGUUUGGUAAGUUUGGAGGGAAAGACGAUGGCUCAGGAUUCAAAGCCGCUCUGCUCUCCGGCCCGCCAGGGGUGGGAAAGACCACCACGGCUGCCCUGGUCUGCGAGGAGCUGGGCUUCAGUUAUGUGGAGAUGAACGCCAGCUGCACUCGCAGCAAAAACAGCCUGAAGGAGGUCGUCGCCGAGUCGCUGAACAACACCAGCAUAGAGAACUUCUACAAAGGCACGUCACAGACAGUGAGCAGUAAACACGUGCUGAUCAUGGACGAGGUCGACGGCAUGGCUGGUAACGAGGACCGCGGAGGAAUUCAGGUAAAUGACGGCAUUUUU